Necator americanus (New World hookworm) is the source of this 645-nucleotide messenger RNA. RefSeq lists its product as uncharacterized. The transcript has a single exon. The record is from RefSeq and is a predicted model, not a curated record. Bases 1 to 645 code for a protein of 214 amino acids. NCBI's taxonomy places the organism in Eukaryota, Metazoa, Nematoda, Chromadorea, Rhabditida, Ancylostomatidae.
AUGGCUGCAUUGCAAUGGAUAAUGAAAUCACUUUUGUGGAAAGAAAGGGGCAUACGUGUUGAUGGAAGAUUUCUCUCGAACCUUCGUUUCGCGGACGACAUCGUUCUCUUUUCGAGCAGUACCAAUGAAGCAGAAACGAUGCUCAACGAAUUGAACGAAGCAGGGAAGAGAAUAGGACUACGAAUAAACAGAAAGAAGACACAGUUCAUGAAGAACGCCCACUGCGAGGACGGAGGAGUACAACUUGAAGGCUCCCAAAUCGUGGAAACUCCGUCAUACGUAUAUCUCGGACGUUCUAUGAACAUGGAAAACGACUUGAAGGAAGUGCUGAAUAGAAGGAUGAGAGCAGCGCUGGCAGCACUCGCAGCCGUCAGGGAAGCUACGGACCAACUGACGGACCAAGAUCUUCGUGCCCAUCUGUUCGACUCGACAGUUCUUCCAGCGCUCUAUUACUCAGCGGAGACGUGGGCGGACACCGCUGCCACGUCUAGGAAGCUACUUACUACCCACAGAGCACUUGAGACAUGUCCUCUGAAGCUUAAUCGGCGCACACAAUACCUAGCCGGUCUUUGCAGCUCCGACUUAGAAGGGAUGUCCCGUCUUCGCGACCCAGCUGAAUAUAUAUCCAAAGCAAAGCAUAGAUGA